UUUGGAGCAGGGAACGCCACACAAGCACUGAAAGCAGGAAACAGCAGCCAAGUGAACUGAUCUGCGGGAAUUAAGAUAAAGAACCGCCCUGGUCUGAUGGGGUUUAGAGGGGUAAAUCUUGGGAUUAUGAUGUCAGGUCAGGCGCUGUGGUGGAAGAGGAAAUUUAAUUGUCAAAGGGAAUCAGACGGCCAGGAUUAUGCCACGGUUAGUGUGGAGAUAGAGUCAGACUCAGGUCUAUUUACCCAGUGCUACCUCGGAUGUAAUUGCCAUGGAAUGGGGUUCUCCACUUUAGAAGGGGCGGAAUUCCAUACAAAAUCUUCACACUUUCGGAUCGGGACAACUAAAUGAAACAGAACUGUAUUUAUAGGCACAAUAGAACAAAUGUAGCUUGUGCCAGACCCAGCAAUUGCCAUUGACGGUUUAACCAAAACCAGAAAAAUGAAGGUGAAGUGGACUCAACUGGGCCUGGUCUUUUUCUUACUGCUGUCCAUCAUCAUGACUGCUUGCUUCAUUUGGCAGUACCAGCUGCCCAAGUUAGUGACAGAUGAUAAUGGUGGGGGAAGAUCCAAAUCUUUGCGAAUGUGCCCUCGGUUCCCGGAGCCCACACUUCUGGAACACCCCAUCCCCAGUUUGAAGGAGGCGCUUGAGAAAGUUGACGCACUCCUGCGCAAUAGCAUCAACCCCGUCAGUCUGCCCUCAUUGUCAGCGAUUGUUACUUACAAUGACACAGUGCUGUGGACGGGGAACUUCGGCAAAAGAAAUGGAAGUGAUCCUAACUCUGCACCACCAAAUGAAUACACCAUUUACAGGAUUGCCAGUAUAUCAAAGAUCUUUCCCACCCUGAUGCUGUAUCGAUUGUGGGAAGAUGGCAAGGUGGGCUCCCUGGAUGACCCCCUGGAGAAGUAUGUGGACAACUUCACCAUUAAAAACCCCCUUGGCAAAAGCAGAGACUCUGAGCUGAAAUACGUCACGGACGGGCUGAUCUUCCUUGACAGUGGCGAGGUUCAAAUCAGAUCGUCCUCGGUAACGUUAAGGAGAAUGGCCAGCCAGCUUUCUGGUCUACCCCGAAGGCUCCGUGGAACUAACUUGCUGUGGAAAGGGAAGACAAAGGCUGCAAUCAGUCUCCUGCAAGAUGAUGUGCUCAUCGCAGAUCCAGGGACCAAAUGUCACUACAGCAAUUUGGCCUUCUCUUUGCUCGCCCAUGUCCUGUCUGAGAGAAUUGUGGGUAUUAAUUACCAGCGAUGGGUCACAGAUAACAUUCUGGGCAGGUUGGGAAUGGAGGACACAGGGUUUGACAUCAGCCCUGCUAUCCAAAAUCAAAUGGCUGUCGGUGUGUACGCCAGUGGCCAAAUGGCGCCUCUUUAUGACUUGGGGUGGUACCGCCCCUCGGGCCAGAUGUAUUCGACGGCGGCUGACAUGGCUAAGUUAUCCAUGAUGUUGCUGGGAGCCUAUCACCGCAAGCUUUUGGAGCCCGACACCUUAAAAAUUAUGCUAACCCCACUGUUCCGCUGCGACAAAGACUACUUCGCCAAUCGCACAGGAACGCCGUGGGAAGUGAAUGAACAGAUGGGAUAUGAGGUGCUACGCAAGGAUGGUGAUCUGGACGGCUAUUCCGCUACAUUCUCUCUGGUUCCUCGGCUUAAGCUAGGCUUGGUUGUGCUAAUGGCGGGCACACGACCGCAGAACCAGGAUGUAGUGUCGAAGGCAUACUCUUAUAUCAUUCCCGCCAUGCAAAGGGCUUUUAGGGAGGCCAAGCGGUUUCUUAUUCCUCCCCCCAAUCCUGCUCCCUACGUGGGCUUUUACACUUACGGCAACAUCACGUUUUAUGAGAUUAAAGCGGGGCCAGAUGGUGUCUUGAUCAUGCAGCAGUUUGGACCUCAAAUUGAAGAUCUCAUCCCUGAGCGUUACCGGACCAUAAAAUUGAAUUACUUAGUGGACCGAGUCUUUAAAGUUGUGUUCGAGAAAGAAUAUCCCUGUGUACUGCUUGUCAACACCGCAUCCGUGUCCCUCGAAGCCCAAGAUGGACAGCUUUUUAACUUUUAUGUCUUUGACAAGAAGGGUGUGUCUCCCGGAUUCGACGCUCCAGGGCUCAACACAUAUAAUGUGAUCCGGAUAUCCCGCAGACCCACGUUCUCCAACUAAGGAUGAAAUGGGUUCUGAAAAACUGUGAUCUGAGACAUUGGGGCUUUAUAUAUGAGCGAUUGGGUCAAAUUACUGUAAAACAGAGUAGGGUUACCACUGUCUUUGUUUGUCCUGUAUAGCUUGUUUAACAUAUGAGGAAAUUUCAGUAUAAUCUAUUUUUGCACAUGCGUUCAUGUCCUUGUACAUAAAGAUGUCCUUAUAUUUUCACAUUUUUCCUUAUUAUAUAACUUGUAAUUGUACAGUUCCUGUCAAAAGUUUGGAAUCAUUACAAUAUAAGUUUAACCGAGGUUGCAUUUAUUUAAUUUAAUCAAAAAUACAGUCAAAGCAGUAAUAUUGCAAAAUAUAAUACAAAGUUAAAGAACUGUUUACUAUGUGAAUCUAUUUUAAAAUAUGUAUUUAUUCCUGUGAUGGCAAAGCUGAGUUUUUGAAACUCCUUUCAAGACCUUGGCAGGUACUGUAUUUAAACCUCUUUGUGUUGUGUACAGUUACCUUUGUAAGUUAUUAAGGCAAUUUUCUGAAUCUAACAUGAAUCAUUUUCAAUUAAAACAACAUCAUACAAACAAUGAGAUUUGUCUAACUAAGUCACUG
Molecule: messenger RNA, 2730 nt
Organism: Pimephales promelas (fathead minnow)
Lineage: Eukaryota; Metazoa; Chordata; Actinopteri; Cypriniformes; Leuciscidae
Source: RefSeq, a predicted model, not a curated record